AGUAAUUAACGCCAGAUCCCGGGUAACCAAGAGCGGCGAGUGCUAUGGAGAACUUCACAGCCCUGUUCGGAGCUCAAACUGACCCCCCACCGCCACCAAGCGCACUAGGGUUCGGGCCUGGAAAGCCUCCGCCGCCACCCCCUCCUCCUCCGGGAGGUGGUCCAGGCACGGCUCCACCUUCGACCGCGACCUCGGCCCCCGUGGGAGCCGAUAAGUCGACGGCUGGAAGCGGUCCCUUCUACCUUAUGCGGGAAUUGCCAGGCAGCACAGAGCUGACGGGCAGCACCAAUUUAAUUACACACUACAACCUGGAACAGGCCUAUAAUAAGUUCUGUGGGAAGAAAGUGAAGGAGAAGCUAAGUAACUUCCUGCCUGACCUCCCCGGGAUGAUUGAUCUUCCUGGCUCCCAUGACAACAGCAGCCUCCGCUCCCUCAUUGAGAAACCUCCUAUUCUUGGUGGCUCUUUUAAUCCGAUCACAGGGACCAUGCUGUCUGGUUUCCGCCUCCAUACUGGCCCGUUGCCAGAGCAGUGUCGUCUGAUGCAUAUUCAGCCUCCCAAGAAGAAGAAUAAGCAUAAGCACAAACAGAGCCGUACCCAGGAUCCUGUUCCCCCAGAAACACCAUCUGAUUCAGAUCACAAGAAGAAGAAAAAGAAAAAAGAGGAGGAUCCCGAACGAAAAAGGAAGAAAAAAGAAAAGAAGAAGAAGAAGAACCGACAUAGUCCAGACCACCCGGGUAUGGGCAGCUCUCAAGCCAGCAGCAGCAGCAGCCUCCGCUAAUAGGACUACUGGACUUUGCCAAGGAUGACUUUCCUGUGAUACUGAACCUGCUGAUAAAAACUGUCUUCUGGGCACUUGGACCCUGUUGUGGGGGCAUCCAGCGGCUGGACAGGGGCCAGCCCCUGCUGUGCAUGUGACUAAUACUUUAGAGAAGGGCCAUGCUUUUUAUGGUUUAGUCCAAUUGGUGUUUCCAUGGACAUCCUUUUUUACAAGAAGCUGUUUUCCUUUUUUUUUCCCCUCUCCUUUAUGCAAUUUGAUUUCAGGACUUCGGUUUUUUGUUUUGCUUUUAAAGUGCGUUUAACAGACUAGCAUAGCUGCCUUUUAAGAGACAAGUGCCAUUCUAUUUGAAUCAAAGUUUAGGACAAGGGACUAAGAUAAGAUGCAAGAGAUUCUGGAUCUUGCCAUCACAUGAUUUCUCCUUUAGCAGGCUAGAAAGUCAAAAUGAGACUAGAGAACAUGGUGUGAAAGCAAGUUUGCUAGUAUUUUCCUACCAUAGACACAAAAUUACUUUGCCAAUUAUGCUCAGAGCAAAGUGCCUGGAUGAUCUUCAUCUUCCAUCAGGAAAGCUGGCCCAAAUAAGGCUUACACCUGUGUUUAUAUACCACCGUGAACUGGUGAUCCACAGCCACCAGUAUAUUUCAGCAGGCAAGACCAACUAGUAUUUGUCUCAUUGUGCUCCCAGCGUUCUCUGGUGCCUGUCCCCUAAGACUUAUGUAUACUAGGCAAGUUUAUCUUUUCCUUUCCCUCCCUUUUUUUCCCUACAUGCUUUUUAAAUGAACCUCUGGCAAGAAGUUUAAUAUUGGAUUUGGUUGUUUUGAAAAAGUUUUUAGUUUUUUUUUUUUGAGACAUCACACUAUGCCACCCUGGAUUGCUAUGAAGGCUAGGCUGGCCAGAGACCCAUCUGCAGUUCCCACCCAGUUCUGGGAUCAAAGGCAUGCACCACCAUGCUUCACUGCUUUUACUAUCUAAAGAGGAAAUUAAGGAGGAGUAACACAAGAAAUUUCAACAAACCAGAUGCUUUUGUUAUGAAAAGCCAGGUUUUUCUCACCCAGCCAGGCAUUUAAUUUGAUAGCCAGAAUAAAAACAGGACCAGAGAAUGAGGUUUUCCUUUUGACUCCGUAAGACCAUUCUGCCUUAACCAGACAAAACACAAGUCAGGGGGAACUGGUUAGAUCAGGAUUUAUUUUAUUCUUUGUUGGUUUAAAAUGGCUAAUCAGAAUAAAAAAAUUAAAGGGUCUCUGUAUA
This is a messenger RNA of Rattus rattus (black rat), 2024 nucleotides long. RefSeq names its product mediator complex subunit 19 (gene Med19). The transcript has 5 exons. Gene Ontology annotation, biological process: positive regulation of transcription by RNA polymerase II. Gene Ontology annotation, cellular component: mediator complex. Bases 45 to 779 code for a protein of 244 amino acids. The record is from RefSeq and is a predicted model, not a curated record. Gene Ontology annotation, molecular function: transcription factor binding; transcription coregulator activity. NCBI's taxonomy places the organism in Eukaryota, Metazoa, Chordata, Mammalia, Rodentia, Muridae.